AUCUUGUGAUUUUAUUCCCGAAUUUCAAUAGACAUUCUUCCUCCAUUUUCUCCCAGCUCAAUCUCAAUCUCCGAGUUGAUUCAUCCCAGAUUUCGGACAAAUAACCCAGUUCGAAUUCUGGAUUUUGCCUCUUCUCCUUCUCCUUCGUGAUUUCGUUUACCGAAUCGAAGAAGGGGAAGAAGAGAGGACGCGAUGAAGGGUAAAAAUGCCAAGGUUUCAGCGAAAUGGAUUCCCAUUUUCUCCAUUUCCUUCUUCCUGAUUGGCAUGGUUUUCACCAACAAAUUUUGGGGUUCGUUGGAAUCGAAUAAUCAGCUCAUAACUCAGCAGAGAAGGGAUCAGGAGCUGCAGAUCGUCUCCGAGGAUUGCAAUACUAAGAAAAAGAAGGCAGAAGAUAGGAGUGAUGUAAUGAAGGAGGUUUAUAAAACACAUGAAGCAAUCCAAGGAUUGGACAAAUCGAUUUCGAUGCUCCAGAUGGAGCUCUCUGCAUCUAGAAGUGUUCAAGAGAAGAGUAGAGACGAUGUCCCUUUGCCAACUGCUAAUCAAGAGCCUGUCAGGAAGAAGGCAUUCAUGGUCAUUGGUAUAAACACGGCGUUCAGUAGUCGAAAGAGGCGUGAUUCUGUCCGGGAAACUUGGAUGCCUCAAGGUGAUAAACUCCGCAGAUUGGAGGACGAGAAGGGGAUUGUUGUGAGGUUUAUGAUUGGCCACAGUGCAACGUCGAACAGCAUAUUGGAUAGAGCUCUCGACUCUGAAGAAGCUCAACAUAAGGACUUUCUGAGGCUGGAGCACGUUGAGGGAUAUCAUGAAUUGUCGGCAAAAACAAAGAUUUUCUUUGCCACUGCGGUUGCGAAGUGGGAUGCUGAUUUUUACGUGAAGGUGGACGAUGAUGUUCAUGUUAAUUUGGGUACUUUUGCUGCAACUCUUGCUCGUCAUCGAUCAAAACCCAGAGUCUACAUCGGUUGUAUGAAAUCCGGACCUGUUCUUGCUCAGAAGUCUGUCAAGUACCACGAGCCCGAGUAUUGGAAAUUCGGAGAAGACGGAAAUAAAUAUUUCCGCCAUGCAACUGGGCAGAUUUAUGCCAUUUCGAAGGAUCUGGCUACUUACAUCUCGAUUAACCAGCACAUACUGCACAAGUAUGCCAAUGAAGAUGUGUCGCUUGGUUCUUGGUUUAUUGGUCUUGAAGUCGAGCACAUUGACGAGCGUAAUAUGUGUUGUGGUACUCCGCCAGAUUGUGAAUGGAAGGCACAAGCAGGCAAUGUGUGCAUCGCCUCGUUCGACUGGAGCUGCAGUGGAAUCUGCAAAUCAGUAGAAAAGAUCAAAUUCGUGCACGAACAAUGUGGUGAAGGAGAAGAGGCCCUUUGGCAUGCUUUAUUGUAGGAUCUCACACACGAGAUAAGAAAGAAAAGAAAAAAGAAACACACGCAGUAGACUGUACAAGGCACGUAGAUCAUCAACACCAUCACCACGCAGCAAUACUUGUAUGCGUAUAAACAGAUUCUAUACCUUACUCAACAUAUUUCUUUGAAUACGAAUAGACCAGGAGCUGAAUUGAGUAGACUACGUUUCUCCUAACCGGAAAUGGGAGGUCAGAUAUAUGUAUACAUUGUUUAGAUACUUGAGAGAAACGCGACCUUGUGCGCGUUGAGUAGAAGUAGGGCUGGUGGUUUUCGCCGUUCGAGUUUGUUGUAGUGGCGGUGGUGGUGAUUCUGCUUUGUUUGUGGAAGCACCAUUGUUGGAUUUUUGUUGCUUGUAUGGACUAAGUUUUGUGUGAGCCUAUAGAUGUCUUAUCAGACAAAACACAUUCUGGAAAAA
This is a messenger RNA of Salvia hispanica, 1809 nucleotides long. Its product is annotated as beta-1,3-galactosyltransferase 7-like. The record is from RefSeq and is a predicted model, not a curated record. Gene Ontology annotation, molecular function: beta-1,3-galactosyltransferase activity. Gene Ontology annotation, cellular component: Golgi membrane. NCBI's taxonomy places the organism in Eukaryota, Viridiplantae, Streptophyta, Magnoliopsida, Lamiales, Lamiaceae.